UUUCUUUUUCCUAGGGGGAAAUGCAGGCUAUCCAAUUAUGAGACUCAGUGAGAACUGAGCUGCUGCUGGUGGAUGCGGUAUGGGAACAGCAAACUUCAUUGCCCUGGCAGUCCGCCUGGAUUGAUAACUGUCACCCCUCCUCCAGCAAGCUUUGAACUUGCACGGAGUACUGGAAACACUAAUCCUCUCGGAAGCAGUUGACUGUGGCAGGAUGUGUGGAUGAUGAUGAUGGCAAGAAAGCAAGAUGCUCGCACUCCCACCUACAACAUUAAUGUGGUGGGAUUGUCCGGGACGGAGAAGGAGAAGGGGCAGUGUGGCAUUGGGAAGUCUUGCCUCUGCAAUCGGUUUGUGCGGCCUAGUGCAGAUGACUUUCAUUUGGACCACACUUCCGUUCUCAGCACCAGUGACUUUGGAGGAAGGGUUGUCAAUAAUGAUCACUUUCUGUACUGGGGGGAAGUUGGGCGUCCCCUGGAGGAUUGCGUGGACUGUAAAAUGCAUAUUGUGGAACAGACUGAAUUUAUUGACGACCAGACUUUUCAGCCACAUCGUAGCACGGCCCUGCAGCCCUAUAUCAAAAGGGCAGCUGCAACCAAACUUGCAUCAGCUGAAAAGCUCAUGUACUUUUGCACUGAUCAGCUGGGGCUGGAACAGGACUUUGAACAAAAACAAAUGCCAGAUGGGAAGCUGCUGAUUGAUGGCUUUCUUCUCUGCAUCGAUGUUAGUAGAGGUAUGAACAGGAAUUUUGAUGAUCAACUUAAGUUUAUUUCAAAUCUUUACAAUCAACUAGCAAAAACAAAAAAGCCCAUUGUGGUGGUCCUGACGAAGUGUGAUGAAGGAGUGGAGCGGUACAUUCGAGAUGCACAUACUUUUGCCUUAAGCAAAAAGAAUCUCCAGGUUGUGGAGACAUCUGCUAGAUCCAAUGUGAAUGUUGACCUGGCUUUCAGCACUUUAGUGCAGCUAAUUGAUAAAAGUAGGGGGAAGACUAAAAUUAUCCCCUACUUUGAAGCUUUGAAACAGCAGAGCCAACAGAUAGCUGCUUCAAAAGAUAAGUAUGAAUGGCUGGUUAGCCGCAUUGUCAAAAACCACAAUGAAACAUGGUCGAAUGUCAGCCGGAAGAUGCAGUCCUCUCCAGAAUAUCGGGACUACGUGUAUUUGGAAGGAACACAGAAAGCCAAGAAGUUGUUCCUACAACAUGUCCAUCGCCUCAAGCAAGAGCAUAUUGAGCGCAGAAGGAAGAUGUAUCUUGCUGCUCUUCCUCUAGCAUUUGAUGCUCUUAUUCCUAAUCUGGAUGAAAUAGAUCACCUGAGCUGCAUAAAAGUAGAGAAGUUAUUGGAGACUAAGCCAGAUUUCUUAAAAUGGUUUGUUGUUCUUGAUGAGACCCCUUGGGAUGCUACUAGCCAUAUAGACAACAUGGAAAAUGAAUGCAUUCCUUUUGACCUGAUGGAGACUUUGCCUGCAGAGCAACUUUAUGAAGCUCACUUAGAAAAGCUGAGAAAUGAGAGGAAAAGAGCAGAAAUGAGAAGGGCUUUCAAAGAAAAUCUGGAGACUUCCCCUUUCAUAACACCUGGAAAACCCUGGGAAGAGGCUCGUAGUUUUAUUAUGAAUGAGGAGUUUUACAUGUGGCUGGAGGAAUCUGUCUAUAUGGAUAUCUACGGCAAACACCAAAAACAAAUUAUAGAAAAGGCAAAGGAGGAGUUUCAGGAACUGCUUCUGGAAUAUUCAGAAUUGUUUUAUGAGCUGGAGCUGGAUGCUAAACCUAGCAAAGAGAAAAUGGGGGUCAUUCAAGAGGUUUUAGGUGAAGAGCAAAGAUUUAAAGCUUUACAAAAGCUGCAAGCGGAGCGAGACGCCCUUAUUUUGAAGCACAUUCAUUUUGUGUAUCACCCAACUAAGGAAACUUGUCCUAGCUGCCCAGUUUGUAUAGACUCUAAAAUCGAGCACUUGAUCAGUUCCAAGUUUAUAAGACAAUCCGAGCGCAAUCAGAAAAACUUGCUUUCUGAUUCCAAUAUAGAUAGGAUCAAUCUAGUUAUUCUUGGCAAAGAUGGCCUCGCACGUGAACUAGCAAAUGAGAUUCGAGCUCUGUGUACAAAUGAUGACAAGUAUGUGAUAGAUGGUAAAAUGUAUGAACUUUCCUUGAGACCAAUUGAGGGUAAUGUCCGACUUCCUGUUAAUUCUUUUCAGACACCAACAUUUCAGCCACACGGUUGUCUCUGCCUUUAUAAUUCGAAGGAAUCUCUAUCUUACGUUGUGGAAAGUAUUGAAAAGAGUAGAGAGUCCACCCUUGGCAGAAGGGACAAUCACUUGGUUCAUCUUCCUCUGACACUAAUACUGGUUAACAAGAGAGGGGACACCAGUGGAGAAACACUGCAUAGCUUAAUACAGCAAGGUCAACAGAUCGCCAGUAAACUACAGUGUGUCUUUCUUGACCCCGCUUCUGCUGGCAUUGGAUAUGGACGUAACAUUAAUGAAAAGCAAAUCAGUCAAGUUUUGAAAGGAUUACUGGACUCGAAGCGUAACUUAAAUCUUGUAAGUUCUACAUCUAGCAUCAAAGAUUUAGCAGAUGUUGACCUUCGAAUUGUUAUGUGUUUGUUGUGUGGAGAUCCUUUUAAUGCAGAUGACAUCCUUCUACCUAUCCUUCAGUCCCAAACCUACAGACCUUCCCAGUGUGGCAGUAGUAACUCAGUUCUACUUGAACUACCAAUAGGAUCACACAAAAGACGGAUAGAACUGUCCAUCCUUUCAUACCAUUCCUCAUUCAGCAUUAGGAAAAGCCGGUUAGUCCAUGGGUACAUUGUGUUUUUUUCAGCAAAACGUAAGGCGUCCUUGGCUAUGUUACGUGCCUUUCUUUGUGAAGUGCAGGAUAUUAUCCCUAUUCAAAUUGUGGCACUCACAGAUGGCUCAAUAGACAUUUUAGACAAUGACUUAAGUCGAGAACAGCUGACUGAGGGACAGGAGAUUGCCCAAGAAAUUGAUGGAAAGUUUACGACAAUAUCCUGUAGCCCGCCUCAACAUAAACUCGAGAUCUUUCACUCAUUCUUUAAAGAUGUGGUGGAGAAAAAAAAUAUAAUUGAAGCCACUCAUAUGUAUGAUAAUGCUGCUGAAGCAUGCAGCACGACGGAAGAAGUGUUUAAUUCACCUCGGGCUGGCUCACCUCAUUGUAAUUCAAACCUUCACGAUUCAGAAGAAGACACUGAGCCACCAUCUUACAGCCCAUUUAGAGAGGACACAUCCAUGCCCACUUUGCCCAAAGAUCAUUCUAAACUGUCAAUGGAACUGCUGGAGGGGAAUGAUGGUCUGUCUGUCUUUUCUGUUAUGAGCACUUUCGAAAGCAAGCUGAACAACAAAGUACCUCCUCCAGUGAAACCAAAGCCCCCUGUACACUUUGACAUUACAAAGGGGGAUCUGCCUUAUUUGGAACAAGGGCAUAGAGAUGGACAGAGGAAGUCUGUGUCAUCUAGUAGUUGGCUGCCUACAGAUGGUUUUGACCCUUCUGAUUAUGCAGAACCUAUGGAUGCUGUGGUCAAACCAAGGAAUGAGGAGGAAAAUAUAUACUCUGUGCCUCAUGACAGCACCCAAGGCAAAAUCAUCACCAUUCGUAAUAUUAACAAAACUCAGUCUAAUGGCAGUGGUAAUGGUUCAGACAGUGAAAUGGACACGAGCUCUCUGGAACGUGGUCGAAAGGUGUCUAUUGUUAGUAAACCUGUGUUGUAUCGGACAAGAUGUGCAAGACUUGGGAGAUUUGCCAGUUACAGAACCAGUUUCAGUGUAGGAAGCGAUGAUGAGUUGGGGCCCAUUAGGAAGAAAGAAGAAGACCAGACAUCCCAAGGAUAUAAGGGGGAUAAUGCUGUUAUUCCGUAUGAAAGUGCAGAUGGAGAAGAUCCAAGGAGAAGGAACAUUUUACGAAGCUUGAGAAGGACAACAAAGAAACCAAAGCCAAAGCCUCGGGCAUCCAUCACAAAGACUCCGUGGGAAAGUAAUUAUUUUGGGGUGCCUUUGUCCACUGUAGUGACUCCAGAAAAGCCUAUUCCCAUCUUUAUCGAGCGAUGUAUUGAGUACAUUGAAGCAACAGGGUUGAAUACUGAAGGAAUCUAUCGUGUGAGUGGAAACAAGUCUGAAAUGGAGAGUCUGCAGAGACAGUUUGAUCAAGAUCACAAUCUAGACCUGGCGGAGAAGGACUUUACAGUGAAUACUGUGGCUGGUGCCAUGAAGAGCUUCUUCUCAGAACUGCCCGAUCCCCUGGUACCGUACAAUAUGCAGAUUGAACUGGUGGAGGCCCACAAAAUUAAUGACCGAGAGCAGAAGCUACAUGCGCUCAAAGAGGUGCUGAAGAAAUUUCCCAAGGAGAACUAUGAGGUCUUCAAAUAUGUCAUCUUUCAUUUGAACAAGGUCAGUCACAACAACAGAGUGAAUCUGAUGACGAGCGAGAACCUCUCCAUCUGCUUCUGGCCCACCUUGAUGAGACCUGACUUCAGCACUAUGGACGCUCUCACUGCAACUCGCACCUAUCAGACAAUCAUUGAACUCUUCAUCCAGCAGUGCCCCUUCUUUUUCUACAAUCGACCAAUUAUCGAGCCCCCCAGUGCUACACCCAGUUCUCCGUCAGCGGUUCCUGCCAGCACACCUGUCUUAUCCAGCACACCUGUGAUGACUCAGCCGUCCCCACCACAGACUCCUCCUCCAUCACCACAGUCUCCUCUCCAGCCUCUUCUCCCACCCCAGCUUCAAGCGGAGCAGCACACACUGUGAACUGGUGUGGGAGAAAGGAGGUUUGGUCUUUUCUCACACAGCGUGGAGAUUGGAAAGAAAACCCAGGGUUCUGCUGUCCCCCCCUCUCUACCAUCCUGUUGCAAGCUACAGCUGUGUUGGCAGUCUGAGAAAGCAGGAACAAGUUGGGCCAUUGGGUGCACAUUUUGAGCGUUCCAGACUGGUGCCUGGGACUGGGUUGAAGAGGACAUUGGACCUUUCUCUUGUUUGUGGGGGUUGUGGGGGGGGGCACUUUUGAGUACUGAAUCUGUUCAAGUGUGAUUGGUUCUGAUCCAAGCCAACCUACGUUCAUGACAACACUACCGAGUUCAGUCUAGGGCUCUGAGAUCUAUUGCUUCUGUCCACUUGGCUGCUUGUACAGAACAUGUCCUUUGACUGACUCUUCGCAACACCCUCAGCCUGUGCAUGGGAAAGAUCCUGCCAGAGCGCAGAGCCGCAGAAACACCCAAACACGUUCCACAGGAUAUGGUUGAGGCUCAUCAAACACUAAAAAAAAAAAAAAAGAAAGACACUAAUCAUGGGGACCAGAACUCAGAGCAAUCUCACUGCUAGCAGAUCAGCGUAGCUACUCCGAAAGCUGCAUUGCCACAGGUCUGGACCCGGUAUCUCUCUAACAAGUACAGCUUUGUGUGUGGACAAAGCUAGAAUGUAACUUUCUCUGACUUAACUGAUGACCAGGGUGGGAAGUGAGAGGAAUCUCCCUUCAGAGCAAAGGAACACUGGAAAACUAACAUGUUCCCACCAUCCACUGGUUUUAAUCAAGAGAUGAGAGACGUGGACAGACCAUGGCCCCUUUUCCUUGGAAGCAGAACUACUGUGCAGCAGGUUCCUUAGGAGAGUUCAGGCUUGUUGGGCUGCCCUUGAUUUGGCUUAGCCUUGCCUUUUCUUUGACAAAUCACUACAUCUCUCUCACCCUGGUAGAAUUUGGCAUUAGCACUUACAGGAUGAGAGGUUUGGAAACACAGUAGAUGUUUACUAUCAGACAAGCUGGAUUUUGAUUCCUUUAAAACGCUAUUGUUACUGAAACACUUUUGUUAAACUGCGUCUGGGGAGGGUGGUGGGCAGGUGGUGGGACUAGAACACUUUUUUCUUUUGUCGGUGGAAAGGUUUUUCAGUCCAGCACUUAUUGUGCAAUGAGGUUGUGAGGGAAGCGUGUGUCUGCAGUGUGUCACAGGGCUCUGAAGGCACAGACAGUAUUGCAGCUAACUUGUCCAUGGCAGGGACUGCGGUAGUAAGGGUAGUAGCCCUCAGUUGGGUGGCUGCUGAAGCCUCUGUAAACCUUGAGGACAUUCUGGCUUUGUGGGUAAGACUUGGUGCAAGUAUCCCCGCUAGACGGGGAGGGUGGAGUACGUUACUGGUGUCCCCUCAAGGCUCUGAUUUUGUUUGCUUAAAAAAAAUUGUAGCCAACCUGAUGGAAGAGGGACCCAUCAUGGAAGAGGGACCCACCUUCCAGGCCCUCUUUGUAUCUCCAGCUGGUAGAAGUUAGGUGACACACUUUGGCUUUUUGACAAAGGGUGGUGGCUGUUCACUGCAUUCUCACCUGCUGCUGGUUGAUACCACAAAAUUAGCAAGAAAGGUAGGGAGUGAAUGUUGAAGGGGAGUGGAUGGAAAAAAAGCUGUACAUGAGUAAAAAGGAUGGUAGGUUCUCAAGGCUCCAUCUUGGACCGGCCUUCAGGAUCCAUACUUGGAUCCCUGGUAUGGUGCCACCACAGAAGAGCGUGUGCAAGUUUAAGUAGUGCUACAUGACAUGCAAAGUGCUAAUUUGGCACCUGAACUGCUGUACCUGCUGUCUUCUCACUCACCUCCGUGUGUGUGUGUGUGGUCCAGUCCUGCCAUCCUGGCCCUGGCCCCUCUAGACUGUCUUGCGCGCAUGUCACCUUCCUCCUCCCUCUCUCCCCACACGUAAGCUGCUGUGUGUGCGAAUCAUAUCUUAAACCUGUGUUGUCUCCCCAUCUCCUCUCUGUGUGUGGCCUCCCUAUCCUCAGUCAUAUAGGGCAGUUUUUAACUGGAGUUUCUAUGGUACCAAUGGGAGAAAUCCCUACAAAGACCCUCCUGUGUCUCCUCGCACUUUAAUAUGGGAUCUGUGAUUUAUCACUAUUUUUUAUCUUUCAAGGAUGUUUGAGUCCCUAUAUCUAGGCAGUUUAAAAAAAAUUAAAAACAAAAAUAGCCUCAAAGCACGCCCUGCCCUCCUUACGCCCUUCGGCACGCAGAGCCAGCUCUCCAUGAACUGAAUCCCUCCUAUAAAUAAGCUGGGUUAUUUAUGUACUGACAAAACUGCAUUUAAAGUUAUACCUAUGACAGAAUAAUGUGCUUGAAAGUACUUCUUAUAGCAUUCCUCCGAGUUUUAUAUUCUCAUGCUUUAAAACAAAAGCUUUUAUGUAAAUAUUGGAUGCUGUUUUUUUAGAACUUAAACCUCCUCCCUCCCCACAAAAGCCCUUAGGUUGUGCAUGUGUGAUGCUAACGUUCUGAGUGGAGAAGGAGAGUUGAAGCCCAAGGUUGAUUCCUUUCAAACCUUUCACCAUAAAAUAAGGACCCAUCUGUGCUCCAUUGGACUUUCUUGCUUCUCUGUAGGCAGUGAGGAUGGGAAAGGGUUUUUUUGGUGUUCUUCCUUUGGAUUCUUUGGGGUCAUUUUGCUUUGUGUAAAAAGGUUUGUUUCCGUGCCUUUCUUAUAGGUCUGAUGCUAAACUUCUCUCUAGACAGCUCUUUGGUACCUCUUUCCAAAACCUGCUCAGAACAGAGCCGUCCUGUCUGAGGAUGUUGGGAGGACGGGACCUCUUCCUUCACACAAAAAAACAAAAAUAAAAUCCCAUUCUCUGCAGAACAGUAGUGCAUUCUUCCCCCGAGGCACUGAUCAGUUCCUGUUGUUCUGCCUGAAAACUAAAGCAAUCAAUCUCCAGAACUCCCAUCCUGGAUUCCUCUACUGUGCAGAGGCUGGUUCUGCCCAGUUACCCAUCUGUGGCCUUGAGAUUUUGUCCUCAAUUUGUGUAUAUUGCUGACUGAAGCAGCAAGGCAUGGCGCAUCGGGAGUGGGGUGUGUAGGAAGGGCGCAGCCAUUGUAAUUGUACUGAUCUAGUCUGAGGUUCUAGAUGCAGCAGGGGAGCCUGCUUUUGCCCAUAGGAUGGAAAUAAUGUACCUCAUUUUAAAAAACAAACACUGCUGAUUGAUUUCCUACGGGAUUUGCUCACUAAUUCUGUUCUACCCUGGAGAUGCCUGCUGUGAAGAUAGACUAGCAGGCCCAUCCUAAGGGAAAGAGGUGUAUGUUACAGAACGUACUGUCUCCAAUCAGGUGGCACAUACCUGGUUGCAAAGCACCUGAUUGGUUGCUCCUCAUUGACAGGCGUUAACCGUCUGUCCCUCCCUGAGCAGUAACGUUCUGCCCAUACCUCAAACACUAAGUUUUUCACAUACCUUUCAUGCCACCUGUGCUUUACAAAUGGUCAAGACUUUUCUGUGUUCUGGGGAAUGUGGUUUUUCUGUACAGUGGAGGUAACGGCUCUAGAGCAGACAAGAAGUGCAUGUUUGGUUUCAUCAUGCAUGUGGUACUCCUGGGGGAAUUCUGCGCCAAAAAAUUAAAAAUUAUGCUCACAAUACUUUAAAAUUCUGCAGAUUUUAUUUGUUGAAAUAACAAUAUAAUCACAUCAGUUUCAAUAAUUUUAGUAAUUUAUUUCAAAAUACCUAUCAGCAGGUAUGUCUCUAACAAUACAGAUAACAGAAAGAUCGAGGAAAUGUUUUUUGACAAAUUGAUUCCUUACUAGGCAUAUAAAUACAGACCGUUGAGUAAUCAUUCAUUUACACUACAAUACAGAAACAUAUUUCCUGAACCCCUCAGAAGCAGUGCAAAGGCUUGCGGGAGUCCAGGGAAACAGAGGAGCUGAGGGAGAGGGAAGUAAUUGCUGGGAAGAAGCCUGGAUAUGAACUCGGGGAAUUGUUGGGUGUAGGUGGGAAAAUUAUGGAACGGGGUUUGUGUUUUUUUGUGCGGGGAGAGGGAUUGUUGAGGAGCCUCCCACAUGCAGACGCUGGUUGACCACUAGCCUCUCUCAUUCAGUCAGGCACAUCUGGCCCUGGCCUCAUAUGUUCCUGCACCCCCAUUCAGCCACCUCUUCUCCCCCAUGUGUCCCUGUACCCCUAUCACCCCAUCCCAUCUCCGCGCCCCCUCCUCGUCUCCACGUGUCACUGCAUUCCUCCUCCCAUUCAUCCUCUGCCCCAGUCCGUCUCGCCCACCAGCCCUUUUGAACCCCAGUCUGACCCCCCAGCAGCCCCAUGUGCCCCACACUGUCCGUCCCCCUAUAUCCCAUGCCUCUUGACCUGGCCCCAUGGGCAGGGCACUGCGAAGAAUGCAGCCUCUUCGCUUCCUUAGCAGGAGCUGAGGCUGUUCCUGCCCAGAAGUGGCAUGGCCACAGUGACCCCUGGUGCGCAAAAGGCAUAACUGCAGAACUUGUAUUUUCUGCUGAGAAAAAACAUUCUGCGUGGCACAUGAAUUCUGCGUGUGCACAGUGGUGCAGAAUUCCCCCCCUCUCCCCCUUCCGGAGUAAUGUGGUUAUGUUCCACUAACAGCACUGUUCUUACUGCAGGCGGGAAGGGUGGGGAGGAAAAGUAGGCACCGAAGGGUGGAAAUUUGAGUAGUCUUUAGCUUCUAGUUGCAUUUUGAAAACUGUCUUGGCUGUGUGCUCACCAUGUGGCUAAAUCAGCUAUCCAGUGUGCAGCUUAUCUCCCUAGGAGAGUAUUCUGCUAGAGGCUGGAAAUGUGUCUGCUUCCUUGCCCAUGUAGUCUAUGGUACCUAUCAUAGAGAUAGCGGUAAAAUUCUUCCAAAGUAUUCAUUUGUUUUGUCGGGCAAAUGGAUGUUUUCUUCAUGUGUUUUUUGGACGCGCUUAGAACCUGCUUCAUUAAUCCAGCGCGCUCCAGCUUUUCUGUGAUUCUGUUCUUCCUUUCUUGUGCAACUCCGAGCGUCCAUGAUCCUUGCUAUUCUGUGUUAUUUUAAAGUAAAAUUUAACCCUUUUAAAUAGAUUACAGGCAGCUGAGGUUUAAGCCACUUGUUUAAAAGAACCUGAUUGAAGAGGAUUGGCGACGGAUGCUUAUUGGACACUAGGCAGCGUUUCUGGACAUGUAGCCAGCACUUCCUUUCAGCUGUGCUCGGCUCUUAUACUUGGCGAUUACAUUUCAUCAGUGAUUAUACCUGUGACAUUUCAUAGUUCUUAAACAGUCAUCGGAGUGGGGAAAUAAAUCUUUUAACCACUUCCACUUUAAUUGCUGUGCUGAUUAUUCGUCUUCAAUUUCAGUGACUCAGCAACUGUGGUCGAGAGUCUGAUUUUUAUUUUUUUGUACAGCCACGUACGGUUUUAGUUUCCCUAAAUCAUUUCCUCAUUCAAGUAUGUGUCAUUCAGUCUGUCUGUCACUCUAACCCAGAGCGCUGCAUAGAUUUGCAGAGUUCCCACUGUUAUUUUCUCUCCCUACUUCUUGUGUAAUAGGUCCUAGUUUUUCUAGGUUUAAAAACCCUUUUUGUAAAAUUGAAAUACAAUAGGAAUAUUGUAUUUUAAAUUUAGUUUAAAGCAGGACAUAAGUUAUUGUUUAAAUAAAAAAAAAUCCUUAAUUUUUUCCCUGUGUACAUUUUAAAAACAAAAAUCUGUCUCUUAAAUUGUAUGGGAAUAAAACUUGUCCUGAAAAGUUGGAUUAGUACGGCACCCAGCUUAUUUUUCUGGUACUUGUAUUUUCACAUGUAAAAUGAUCUCUAUAUAUGUUGAAUUAACAAAUAUUUUGAGUUCAAGAAGAAGAAAAAAAAAACAUAUUAAUGGUAUUAAAAUGUGUUAGUAGUUCCAGCUAAGUAUGUGCCCGAAACAAGUUUUUUGCAGGAAAAAAAAAGUGAAGAUCUGUAUGUAAAGAACAGUAUAACGGUUAUUUCUUUGUAUUUUUAGGGGCCUAACAGCUACAUCCUUUAGUUAUUGGUGAUAGAAUAUAUUUCCUUUUACGCUUCUUUUAAGGACAUUUUUAACAAUUUGUGGUAUUUUCCAGGGCCAAUCCAAUUAGUGCAUGAUAAUGUUUCAAGCUCGGGGCCGAGGAGCCCGUUUUCUGCUGAGUUUAAAAAAAAACAAAAAAAUCAUGUAUUUGCUACAGAGUAUUGUAAUUGUCUCAAU
Chrysemys picta bellii (western painted turtle) is the source of this 10888-nucleotide messenger RNA. Lineage: Eukaryota; Metazoa; Chordata; Testudines; Emydidae. The record is from RefSeq and is a predicted model, not a curated record.